Messenger RNA from Capronia coronata CBS 617.96, 765 nucleotides. RefSeq lists its product as uncharacterized. The record is from RefSeq and is a predicted model, not a curated record. Bases 1 to 765 code for a protein of 254 amino acids. Gene Ontology annotation, molecular function: oxidoreductase activity. Lineage: Eukaryota; Fungi; Ascomycota; Eurotiomycetes; Chaetothyriales; Herpotrichiellaceae. The transcript has a single exon.
AUGUCCAAUUUCAACGGGCAAGUAGUGCUAAUCACCGGAGCGGCCAGCGGCAUUGGACGCGCCACAGCACUGAGAAUGGCCAAAGUCGGCGCCAACCUGGCCUUGUCUGAUAUCAACCCAGCCAGCCUAGACGAGACUCGACAACAAUGCGAGUCCGUCAGCAAGAAAUCCACGCAGCAGCACAUGGCAAGUCGUGUGGACGUACAAUCGACUGAGAGCAUCAACGACUUCGUCCAGAGCGUUGUCUCGCGCUACGGCACCAUCCACCACGUCUUCAACUGUGCCGGCAUCAACCCGACCAAGCUGGAGAUCGAGCAGAUCACGGACGCGUACUGGCACAAGCUGAUGGACACCAACGUGAAGAGCAUCAUGACCAUGACGCGUGCCUGCGUCCCGCACAUGUCCCGCGGCGCUUCCUUCGUCAAUGUCUCGUCGAUGUGUGGCAUUUAUCCUACUGCCCUGUUUUCCGUCUACUGCGCCACCAAGUUUGCCGUGAUAGGCUUUUCCAAGUGUAUGGCCUUGGAGCUGGGAGCCCGAGGGAUCCGUGUCAAUGUCGUUGCUCCGGGAAGUAUUGACACGCCAACGAACGCCUCUGUUCUAGCCGGCGGGGACCGUCUGCAGCAGAUGGCGGAGGGCGUGGGCUUGAAAAGAGCCGGUACUGCUGAGGAAGUCGCGGAUGUGGUGGCUUUCUUGUUCAGCGACGAGAGCAGAUAUGUCAAUGGGAGUGUCGUACAGAUUGAUGGAGGUCUCGGACUUCCUGGGUGA